Nanorana parkeri is the source of this 1017-nucleotide messenger RNA. RefSeq names its product NPR2-like, GATOR1 complex subunit (gene NPRL2). The record is from RefSeq and is a predicted model, not a curated record. Gene Ontology annotation, molecular function: GTPase activator activity. Gene Ontology annotation, biological process: positive regulation of autophagy; cellular response to amino acid starvation; negative regulation of TORC1 signaling. Gene Ontology annotation, cellular component: vacuolar membrane; GATOR1 complex. NCBI's taxonomy places the organism in Eukaryota, Metazoa, Chordata, Amphibia, Anura, Dicroglossidae. Bases 7 to 1017 code for a protein of 336 amino acids. The transcript is spliced from 9 exons.
GCAGUGAUGUCCAGCCGCAGAAUCGAAUGUAUUUUCUUCAGCGAAUUCCAUCCGACUCUCGGCCCGAAAAUCAGCUACCAGGUACCUGAGGAAUACAUCUCUCGGGAGCUCUUUGACACGGUGCAGGUGUACAUUAUCACCAAACCAGAACUGCAGAACAAACUCAUCACAGUGACCGCCAUGGACAAGAAGCUGAUUGGCUGCCCAGUGUGUAUCGAGCACAAGAAGUAUAGCCGCAACGCUCUGCUUUUCAACCUGGGCUUCGUGUGUGAUGCCCGGGCUAAGACGUGCGCCCUGGAGCCCAUUGUGAAGAAGCUGGCCGGGUACCUGAAGACACUAGAGCUGGAGACGGGAUUUAUCUCCAAUGAGGACAGCAAGCAGAGACUGGUGCCCAUAAUGACCUACCUGCGGAAGGAGCUGAACACGACCGGGGAGUGCUCGCUGCCCAUAGAUGAAAGUAACACCAUGCACCUGAAGGUGAUCGAGCUGCGUGCGGCGCCCCCUACUGCGCAGGAGUAUGACGUCCCCGUGUUCACUGAAGACAAGGAAGAAUUCUCCAAUGCACAAUGGGAUAUAACAACACAACAGAUUCUCCCGUACAUCGAUGGGUUCCGCCACAUCCAGAAGAUCUCCGCGGAGGCGGAUGUGGAGCUGAACCUUGUGCGGAUCGCCAUCCAGAACCUCAUGUAUUACGGCGUUGUGACUUUAGUAUCCAUAUUCCAGUAUUCGAACGUUUACUGCACCACACCCCGUGUCCAGGAGCUCAUCCAUGACAAGGCGCUGCAGGACGAAUGUGUGUCUUAUGUCAGCAAGCCGGGUCUGAAGCGGCCGAGUCUCCGCGACGUCUUCCAGUUGUACUGCGGCCUCAGUCCGGGUACCACUGUGCGCGAUCUCAUCGCCCGACACACGCAGCAGCUGCAGAGAGUGGACGAGCGGUCAGUGGGUCCCUUAUGUCUGUGCUCCCCGUGUGUCCGAGAAUUUCCCUUCCUCACCCUCCAAAGAACUGAACUCCAAUAA